AUUUCAUUUCAGGGAUUGUUUCGACUUACGAAGCUUUAUCAUCUGAGCCUGAGUGAUAACGAGAUAAAUUAUCUUCCACCAGAUAUUGCAAAUUUAAUUAAUUUAGAAGAACUGGAUGUUUCUAAAAAUGAUAUCACAGAAAUUCCUGAAAAUAUAAGGUUUUUAAAUAAUCUUAUUAUUGCAGACUUCAGCAGUAAUCCUUUAUCAAAAUUGCCUUCAAGUUUUCCUCAGUUAAAUAACUUGACGGUUUUGGGAUUGAAUGAUGUUUCUCUUUCAGAACUUCCACAUGACUUUGGAAGGUAUUGUAUUUUGUUAAUACUAUAAUGAGUUUAGUAAAGUUUCAGAAAAAAUUUCAUAUAGUAGACUAUACAUUUUUGACCUAAUUAAUUGCUGGAAAACCAUCAUUAAACAAGCUCUUAUAAAUCAAACUUUCCCUGAACUUAGUGUUAUAAAUUAAGAUCCUAUUCAUGGAAAUACAUUUUGAUAAAUAGCUUAAUGUGUAUUACAUUACAUAGUCGAAGUAUAGUAGAAUGUCAGUUAACUGUACCUAUUCAUGACAUGAUUCAGACGAUUCAGAUUAUUGAAAAUUCAAAUAAUUAGUUUAAGAAAAAAGCAUUCUUAUCCACAAAAAAUGCUAUUACAAAGUACUUUUUCAGUAAUAAAAGAUUAUUUCCAGCAGUUUUCUUUAACAAAUUA
This is a messenger RNA of Centruroides sculpturatus (bark scorpion), 696 nucleotides long. RefSeq names its product leucine-rich repeat-containing protein 1-like. NCBI's taxonomy places the organism in Eukaryota, Metazoa, Arthropoda, Arachnida, Scorpiones, Buthidae. The annotation marks the transcript as partial. Gene Ontology annotation, molecular function: protein binding. Gene Ontology annotation, biological process: neurotransmitter receptor transport, endosome to postsynaptic membrane; neurotransmitter receptor transport postsynaptic membrane to endosome. The transcript is spliced from 3 exons. Gene Ontology annotation, cellular component: postsynaptic membrane; postsynaptic density; adherens junction. The record is from RefSeq and is a predicted model, not a curated record.